CUUUUAAUCUGGACAAUGAGCAGCCAGAUUAUGAUAUGGACUCGGAGGAUGAAACCUUACUGAACAGACUAAAUCGGAAGAUGGAAAUCAAGCCGCUGCAGUUUGAAAUAAUGGUUGACAGACUCGAAAAAGCCAGUUCUAGUCAGCUUGUAACACUUCAGGAAGCUAAAUUGCUGCUAAAUGAGGAUGACUACCUUAUUAAGGCUGUAUAUGACUACUGGGUAAGAAAGCGUAAGAAUUGCAGAGGGCCAUCUCUCAUCCCCCAAAUCAAACAAGAGAAGAGGGAUGGCUCCACCAACAAUGACCCUUACGUUGCCUUCCGGAGGAGAACUGAGAAGAUGCAGACAAGAAAGAAUCGAAAGAACGAUGAAGCAUCUUAUGAGAAGAUGUUGAAAUUAAGAAGAGAGUUUAGCAGAGCCAUAACAAUUUUGGAGAUGAUUAAAAGAAGAGAAAAAACGAAACGCGAGCUAUUGCAUUUAACGUUAGAAGUUGUUGAGAAAAGGUACCAUUUGGGCGAUUACGGAGGUGAAAUCCUCAAUGAAGUGAAGCUUAAUAGACCUGAAAAAGAGAUGAGCACAACUCCAUCCACUCUUCAUAAUGGAAAUCACCACAAAGUUCAAGAAUGUAAAGUUAAGCAUCCUCAUCAUUCAUCUCUAAAGGAGGAGGUGUCAGAUGUUGUACGUCAAAAGAAGAAGUAUCUAAAGAAACCUAAAAUAGAGUGCGUAGUAACUCCACAACAGCCCUCUACUGAGCCCUUGCCUGUUAUCAACAAGAGUGACAUUAAACAGUAUGACUUUCACAGUUCAGAUGAAGAUGAGUUCCCACAG
This is a messenger RNA of Nestor notabilis (Kea), 827 nucleotides long. Its product is annotated as enhancer of polycomb homolog 2-like. Gene Ontology annotation, cellular component: piccolo histone acetyltransferase complex. Lineage: Eukaryota; Metazoa; Chordata; Aves; Psittaciformes; Psittacidae. The annotation marks the transcript as partial. Gene Ontology annotation, biological process: regulation of transcription by RNA polymerase II. The record is from RefSeq and is a predicted model, not a curated record. The transcript is spliced from 5 exons.